AUGUCCGACCACAACGAUGGUGACUCCUUUGUCCUCUACCGCUACCACCCUUCUCUGGCCGCAGCUGCAGUAUUCGUCGUCCUCUUCGCGCUCACAACCGGCUUCCACAUAUUUCAAACCUUCCGUAAGCGUUCCUGGUUCAUGAUCCCCUUCAUUAUCGGCGGUCUGUUCGAGUUCAUCGGCUACAUCGGCCGCAUACUAUCAAAUAAUGACCGCUACGCCCUCUCGCCGUACAUCAUGCAAACCCUGCUGCUACUCCUCGGACCCGCACUGUACGCAGCAUCUAUCUACAUGAUCCUCGGCCGCCUGGUUUUGCUCACGGGCGGUGAGAGGUACUCGCUCGUGCGCCGCACAUGGUUGACGAAGAUCUUCGUCGGCGGCGACGUGAUCUCGUUUAUGAUGCAGGGCGCUGGCAUGAAGUCUGGCGAGAAGAUCAUCAUUGGUGGUCUGUUCGUGCAGAUUCUCUUCUUCGGACUGUUCUUCGUCACGGCGAUUAUGUUCCAGAUGCGUGGCAAGGAGUACCUCGCGACUCUCGGCAGCAACAUUCCGUGGGGAAAGCACCUGUUUGCUCUCUACGCGACAUCGAUCUUGAUCUUGGUGCGAUCGGUCUUCAGGGUUAUUGAGUACAUUCAGGGUAAUGCUGGGUACCUGCUCAGGCACGAGGUUUUCCUGUAUGUCUUCGACGCGGUGCUCAUGUUUGCGGUUAUGGUCAUCUUGAACGUUAGCCAUCCGGGUGACAUUGCAAGCGCAUACCACAAGCGGAAGGCUUAA
This is a messenger RNA of Macroventuria anomochaeta, 771 nucleotides long. Its product is annotated as RTA1 like protein. The coding region runs from base 1 to 771 and encodes 256 amino acids. The transcript has 3 exons. Lineage: Eukaryota; Fungi; Ascomycota; Dothideomycetes; Pleosporales; Didymellaceae. The record is from RefSeq and is a predicted model, not a curated record. Gene Ontology annotation, cellular component: membrane.